UAAAAUGGCGUCUAAGAAAAGGAUUGGCAGGAAAAGGAAGUAUGAAAAGUUGCUCGAUGAACUGCAGGAAAAGCCUUCAAUGCCUCUGGAAAUACCUAAUAAACACAAUACUGCUACAAAUACUGACAUAUUAAUAAGCAAUAGUCAAGCACUUGAAGCCAAUGUCGAAUUUCCAACAAGAAAGGGUCAAGUCGACGUAUCCCUGAUUACAGAUGUGUUGUUAGGACAAGCUUUAAAUUUAGUUCCCCCUUGCUUUAAAGAUAAACGAAUUCAAUACUUGGCAAACAUUGUUUCAGCUGGUUGUUCUACAAUCAAUACUCUACCAUGUCCGGUCCAGGAGUUAGAAGUUAAAGUGCAUCAGAUGGAGCAGUUACUUGGUGAUUCGAUUAGUCUGUUUGGCUAUCCAAAUAUGGACCUUCUUUGGAAUGUUACGUUCAAUACUAAGAUUCCACACACGCUUUUUCUUGGCCCCCCAGUGAAUACUUGUCUAAAGUGCACCAAACCACUCAAGUCUCAUAAUUUGCCAUCUCAAGUCAUUUGUUUUGGCUUAAAUGGCCCCCUUCCAGCUCUUAAAAUUACUCUUAGGUGUACUUCAUGCUGUUUAAAUUACAGGUAUGAUAUGUAUGGGUCAGAGAAUGAUGGAUUCCGCUAUUAUGAUGCGCAACGGGAAUAUGUGAAAGGUUCAAGGUCUCAGUUCAUUCACAGAUCUGUAUAUCAGCUAUUUACUUCAUCAAGUCACCAUGCUUGGUGUUCCUUUGAAGGAUUUUCAGAAGUUUAUAAUGAGAUGAUGAGGGAAAUUUCAGAUAAAUUGAAGAAUGCAAUGAAUACAUCCAAAUUUGUGAAAGAUUUUUCAGAUUUCAACAAAGAAGAUGAAACUGCCAUACUGACUUAUGAGUUAUCUCGUAAAAUCAUUGCUGAGGCAUUUUGGACUGCAGAAGUAGAAGCGGAAUUACGGGAAACAAAACAAAUUGAUCACUUAUUUCACUCAUCUUUGUCUAGAGAAGAAUUAAUGAUGAAAUUUGAUGAAGAAAGAUCAUCAUCGUGCUAUAAACAUCUGGAAUGCAGUAAAGCUUGUAAAAGCCGAGGUUGUGGUACAUUAUGGUCAAUUGAUGGAUUGUGGAAGUUGGUGUACCCAAUAUGCAUGCAUACAGAUCCAAUGGAAGUAGCAGGAUUUUCUGGUAAACUAAAUUAUGUUGAAAGCUGUCCUAAUCAACCAGUCCCGAAGAAAGCACUGUGUAAGGGACACAGUGAUGAAGCUUUACUAAAAGGUAUUCCUACAGGGAUUAAGGAGUAUUUGUCAUACUGCUCUUCUACAAGUGAGGCAAUACAAGAGCCUACAUUCACUGAAAGUGACUCUGAAGAGGAUGUUGAGGUUCCAUAUGAUAGCACUGCCACUGUCUUGGAUGGACAAGGGAUAUCACGUUUUGUGAAGUCAAAUCCGACGUUGACCUCCUCUCUUGAUACAGGUGAAGAAAUAAGUGCAACAAAGUGCAACAAAGACACUGGGGCUAAGAAACAGUUACAAAAGUGGACUAGAGGGCACCUGUUUAUAGUGCGAGGAGGUGGUCAUAUUGACAUGUGGCAGCCACUUUACCAGUCAGAAGGUCCCGCACAGGUUUUUUUAAUUGUUUUAUCUUGGAUGGUUACAGCAUUCAGAAACCACACCAGAGAACAAAUGAGAGAAGUUGUUAUUUCCUAUGACAAUAUGUGUAACUUGGAUAACCUGAAGGUUGCAAGAGAACCUCUCCCAUUACCAGAUGAUUUAAAAUACAUUUGGCUAGAUGUAUGUAAAAUAAUCGAUUCUCUUCACAUUAAAAAUCACAAAAGAAAAGAGUGCCAUGAGGAAUACAAUCCAGUCCAGUUGAAGAAUAAACAUCCUAGUUUUAAUACAAUGUCUUGUGAGCAGACAUUUACUUGGUUGGGUCGCUAUAAGAAGAUACUAGCAUCUAUGGGUAAAUGCCAUCACCAUUUUUUUCUUCACAGAGUUAUUAAGAGACGGAAUAAAUAUAUAACUUUCUGCUAUUCAAAUGGACGUCGCCCUGUGCAGCCUAAGGCGAGAUAUACUGAAACAAAAUAGUUAAUUAAUUUUGUGACAUUUACUUAUCUUUAUAAAUGUAUGCAGAAACUUUGAAAUCCA
Messenger RNA from Amphimedon queenslandica, 2137 nucleotides. RefSeq lists its product as uncharacterized. NCBI's taxonomy places the organism in Eukaryota, Metazoa, Porifera, Demospongiae, Haplosclerida, Niphatidae. The record is from RefSeq and is a predicted model, not a curated record. The coding region runs from base 5 to 2077 and encodes 690 amino acids. The transcript has 8 exons.